AUGUCGUGCUGUGAGUGUAAAGGCACGGAGGACACCGGCCAGGGCAGCAUCCUCUACAGCAUCCUCAACAGAGGCGCUCGCUGCCCGCAGGGACGCGCGGAGACGCCCGCCGCGCACCAGCUCUGUCCCUGCGCGUCCAAGAGGAAACUGGUGGCCAUUCGCGCUCCCCAGCUGGUUUUCAAAGCGGCCUCCGAGGUGCUCGUAAAAACUUUCCGCUUCGUGAAAAACGUGCCGUGUUUUCGGGGUCUGCCGGCGGAGGACCAGCUCCGGCUCGUGCGCAACAGCUGGGCGCCGCUGCUGGUUUUGGGCUUGGUGCAGGACUCCGUGGACUUCGACACGGUGGAGACGCAGCAGCCAAGUCUGCUGCACAGAAUUCUGACGCACGACAAGGAGCGACAGCAGCGCAGCGCCGCCGAGAUUCAAGACCCCGGGGUGCCCGUGGGUGACGUGGAGGGCAUCAAGAUGUUUCUGGUGAAGUGCAGGGGGCUGAGGAUCAGCGUUAAAGAGUACGCCUUUCUCAAAGGAGCCAUACUGUUCACCUCGGCCACCGAGUUGGAGUGUCGAGACUACAUCCAGGCACUUCAGAGGGAGGCUGAGCGUGCACUUUACGAGCACGUGAGGACGGUGUACCGGGGCAACGCGGGCCGCUUCGGCAAACUGCGGGUGGUCCUCAACACCCUGCGCUCCAUGGACAGGGAGGCGGUGGCGGGACUCUUCUUCAGACCCGUGACUGGGAGGAGCAGCAUAGACGAACACGUGCUGGCCAUGUUCUUCGAGAGGUAGAACCCAAGGAGAACGUCUGGGACUAAAACGACUGACACAUAAGGGUUCAUUUCAUGUAUUGUACGUCUGUCUGUGC
Messenger RNA from Stegastes partitus (bicolor damselfish), 859 nucleotides. RefSeq names its product nuclear receptor subfamily 0 group B member 1-like. NCBI's taxonomy places the organism in Eukaryota, Metazoa, Chordata, Actinopteri, Pomacentridae. Gene Ontology annotation, cellular component: cytoplasm; nucleus. The transcript is spliced from 2 exons. Gene Ontology annotation, molecular function: transcription corepressor activity; transcription factor binding. Bases 1 to 783 code for a protein of 260 amino acids. Gene Ontology annotation, biological process: negative regulation of transcription by RNA polymerase II. The record is from RefSeq and is a predicted model, not a curated record.